Messenger RNA from Maudiozyma saulgeensis, 1017 nucleotides. The record is from the annotation of a GenBank genome assembly. Lineage: Eukaryota; Fungi; Ascomycota; Saccharomycetes; Saccharomycetales; Saccharomycetaceae.
AUGGAAUAUAGUUGUCGAUUCUUUGAUUUUUCUGUUCCUAAUACAAUUUUGGAUCGUAAUAAGAUUCCAAUAGCAACUAAAUGUCUGACUAUUGCGUACACUUCGUUAACCCUAAUUUUAUUUGGAUUGAGAUGUUUCUUAUAUUUCAACCAUAAAACAGAUCAAUCUGUUGUGAUGAAUUUUAGUGACAUAAAUAUCCCUGCAUUACAAUUGGUUCCGAGUAGGAUUUUAAAAUUCCCAUAUUCUAUUGUUUUGUCAAAUUUGGUGGAUACUAGUCCUUGGAGGUUUGUUUUUAAUUUGAUUAAUUUAUUAAUAGGGGGUUCUUUUAUAGAACGUAAUUGGAAUAGUUCCAAUGAAAUGAUCAAAUUCACUUUAGGAAUUGGCUCUAUAACGAAUUUAGUUGUCUUGUUGAUUACAGUUACUGUACAUUAUAUCAUUCCAACAUGGGUAAGUUUAGAUACUGUUUUAGACGGAAAUUAUACAGUCUUGAUUGGUUUUUCUAUAAUAUAUAGGCAAUUGUUACCUGAAACCACUAUCAUUAAUAUUAAGAGUCCAUCAUUUAUUAGUAAGAAUUUUAGAUUUAAAUUAUUACCAAUUUUCGUUUUAACAAUAAUGACAUCAAGUCAAUUAUUUGUUUUCCGCCAUUUUUCUAAUUUACUUUCUAUAUGGAUUACAUUUUUCUCAUGUUGGGUGUAUUUAAGAUUUUAUCAAAUUUUACCUCCAAGUGCUAUAGGUAGCUCAACUGAUUAUUAUAAUUCUGUACAAGGUGAUGCAUCGGAUACAUUCCAAUUGAUAUAUUUCUUCCCAGAUAUUAUUAAACCAAUAUUAAGACCAAUAUUUAACAAGACAUAUUUUCUAUUGAAUGAAAAAUUUGGAAUCAUAAAAUCAUUUGGAGAGACAGAUAUAGAUAAGGGUAACGAUAUUGCAGAACAGAGAGGUGCUAAAAAAGUGACAGAUGAAGUUAAGGAUAGACGAAGACAAUUAGCAUUGGAUGUAUUACAGGAGAGAUUAGUUUAA